AUGUCGACAAAAUCAGCAAAUUCUACAGCCGUCAAUUCAUUUAAUGCAAACCACUCCAACUAUGACGUUUUUAGACCUUCAUUCACGCCGGUUUUAGUUAACCCAUUUUUAACCCAUCUUGGGCUAGCUACCAAAAACCCAGAUGGUACCUUUACGUUUGACACUUCUAAGUACGUUCUUGAAAUUGCUGCUGGUACUGGAAAAUUCACCCGAAACUUGGUAAAUAAUGGUUGGACGGAUAACUUGGCGGUAUUGGAACCAAGUAAAGGAAUGUUGGAGACAUUUAAUAAAAAUUUCCCUCAAAUUAAAAAUCAAAUUCUUGGAUCAUCAUACAAGAUUCCCCUUGAAGAUAAUUCAGUGGAUGCUGUCAUAAUUGCUCAAGGCUUCCAUUGGUUUGCUGAUUUGGAUAGUUUGAAAGAAAUACAUAGAGUGUUAAAACCACAAGGGAAAUUAGGAUUGAUUUGGAAUUUUGAUUAUGCUAGUCCAAGUCAAGAUUCAAGUGUUGCUGAUUCUGAAUACUACAAUUCCGGAACCAAAUACUAUAACACUUUAAAUUUUGAUGUCGAUACUAAUGAAAAAGUGUUUGAACAAUAUUUUGAUAAUCAACAAUGGAACAAAGUUGCAACACAAUUUAUUUAUGGUUUUGAUGUUAAUGUGCCACAAUAUCGACACGGGAAAUGGAGAGAAGUUUUAAAGGAUAAUCCAUAUUUCAAAUCUAAAGAAACAAAUUUGUUUGCAUUGUACGAUCUGAUUGUUGCCAAGAAUGAUGCUUGGAAAUAUUGGGAGACAAGAUCUUAUAUCACUGAAAAAUCGGAUAAUGAAAAGCAAAAAAUUAGACAAAAAUUUAAUGAGUUGGUGGAACAGAACCUUGAAGACUCAAGCUAUUCUGAUAAAGAUAAACAAUUGAUAAUUAAACCAAUGGCAACUCAUGCCGUUGUAUUACAAAAAACCCCUUAA
Messenger RNA from Candida dubliniensis CD36, 957 nucleotides. RefSeq lists its product as uncharacterized. The coding region runs from base 1 to 957 and encodes 318 amino acids. The record is from RefSeq and is a predicted model, not a curated record. Gene Ontology annotation, molecular function: S-adenosylmethionine-dependent methyltransferase activity. NCBI's taxonomy places the organism in Eukaryota, Fungi, Ascomycota, Pichiomycetes, Serinales, Debaryomycetaceae. The transcript has a single exon.